Oncorhynchus tshawytscha (Chinook salmon) is the source of this 1926-nucleotide messenger RNA. RefSeq names its product interferon regulatory factor 2. Gene Ontology annotation, molecular function: DNA-binding transcription factor activity, RNA polymerase II-specific; RNA polymerase II cis-regulatory region sequence-specific DNA binding. The transcript is spliced from 9 exons. Bases 223 to 1266 code for a protein of 347 amino acids. Gene Ontology annotation, cellular component: nucleus. The record is from RefSeq and is a predicted model, not a curated record. Gene Ontology annotation, biological process: immune system process; regulation of transcription by RNA polymerase II. Lineage: Eukaryota; Metazoa; Chordata; Actinopteri; Salmoniformes; Salmonidae.
CAACGCCAUCUAUGUCCAGGGGACGUGAAACGAAUAUAUCGGGAGGGGGAUUUCCACGCAAUGCACUUCCUUUACUUGUUUUGCUUUCGAUCUGGACACUGAAAUAGGCUAAUAGUUUUCCUUUUGGUACGCAAAAUCACACACUACACGGGGAUAACUUUGCGACUGGCAAGAGGACUGUCGAUACCUCAAGUUGAAUAGAACACUUUAUCGCAGGCCACCAUGCCCGUGGAGAGGAUGCGAAUGCGACCAUGGCUGGAGGAACAGAUCAACUCUUGCCUAAUUCCUGGGCUGAAAUGGGUUAAUAGAGAGAAGAGGAUCUUCCAGAUUCCAUGGAUGCAUGCUGCAAGACAUGGCUGGGAUUUGGAAAAAGAUGCUCCUUUAUUCAAGAACUGGGCCAUUCAUACAGGAAAAUACCAACUAGGGAUCGACAAACCAGACCCGAAAACAUGGAAGGCCAAUUUCCGCUGUGCAAUGAACUCUCUGCCUGAUAUUGAGGAGGUGAAAGACAAGAGCAUCAAGAAGGGAACCAACGCUUUCAGGGUAUACAAGAUGCUGUCUGCGUCAGAGCGCCAGACCAAGAAAGGAAAGAAAAGGAGGGAAAAAGAGGGGAAAAACAAGGAACAGGUGGAGCCCAGGUCCUCAUCCAUGGAGAGCAUGAAUGGGUCUGUUGAAGACCAUGAAGUGGUGAGGAUAGAGGUGAAGGAUGAAGUGAAAGAGGAGUACAUUACAGACUGCACAGCUUCCUCAGAAUUUCUUCAUCCGGGCAGUCGCAGCCCUGGGGAUGACCAGCUGAUCAUCGAUGACCUGCCAUAUGUGUGUCAGACCAUCGAGGUGACCACGGAGAAUGAGGAGCAGUCAGUCAGCUCCAGCCACCCGUACCCACUCCAGAUCUCCCCUGUGUCCUCGUAUGGAGAGAGUGACACAGACAGUGUGCACAGUGAAGAGGACUCUAAGGAGCAUCUUCAUGGUGGGCUGUGGGGAUCAAGUUUAGCUUCCUCUGUGCUGAGAGUACCAUCGUGCUCACUACCCAGCAUGGCCACCUUUGUCACUACUGGAAAGGUAACCAACUUCAAAGUGACCAGCACCAGGGACCCCAUGCCCCUCAUCAGCUACAACAACAGCCCCUGGAAAAGGGACAUGCCAGCAGUCCUACACCCUCCUUCAGAGCAGGCUUCCUCCAGCCAGGCCUCUGCUGCAGAGACCCGAGCCAGCGUUAUCAUGAAGACCUCAGACAUCUCUAAGUCCUCUGUGAAGACCUGCUGAAGACCUGGCAGUGCAGUGACUCAAGAUAUGGGCCAGUCAGUGGCAGGCUUGGCGUGGAAAAGCCUUGAUCACAGCUGGCCUUCUUGUUAGACCAGAGUGCCUGCUGGCCUUGUUCGACCAGAGUGCCUACUCAUAGGAAUGACUGGGACAUACAGUACAGUAUAGGGGUAUGGGGCUCUGUGAGCUGUAGAAUAUGGAUCGAUGCCCAAACUGAACCUCCCAAGAUCUCAGGGCCUUUUAGAUGCGAUGGGAGAGAAUUCAUCUACGAACUGUGAAAAUAUUUGUAGGGCAUCUCAUCCCACUUUGCCCACUGUUAAUAAUGUACAUACUAAUUUGUCUGCGUAAUGGCAAACCGCUUCUGCACCUUAUGGAAAGCACUGACGGGGAUGUGUCUGGCCACUCUGAGCUGUGUAUGUGUGUACACUAACAGCAAAGCUGAAGCCAUAGUAGAGGCCUUGUCUAUGGCUCACUUUGCAACCUUGUCUUUGGCCUUCAAGGAGAUGCCACCCAUAGGAUAAAAGGAUGAAGUGACUAAAUGCACUUGGUAAUUUAUCUAGAUGCCUUUUAAGGCACUCUCUUUUAAGCAUAUAUAUAUACAGUGGGGCAAAAAAGUAUUUAGUCAGCCACCAAUUGUGCAAGUUCUCCCACUUAAAAAGAUGA